Balaenoptera musculus (blue whale) is the source of this 2115-nucleotide messenger RNA. RefSeq names its product DEAD-box helicase 55 (gene DDX55). Gene Ontology annotation, molecular function: ATP binding; RNA helicase activity; nucleic acid binding. Lineage: Eukaryota; Metazoa; Chordata; Mammalia; Artiodactyla; Balaenopteridae. The transcript is spliced from 14 exons. The record is from RefSeq and is a predicted model, not a curated record. The coding region runs from base 248 to 1921 and encodes 557 amino acids. Gene Ontology annotation, cellular component: nucleolus.
GGGCCCGGCACCCGCUGAAUUGGACGCGGCCGGUAGGUGUUAGGACUCGCAUCCUGGAGUUUUCACCCCUCCGGCUGGAACUUUGGCCACGUCUUUCUGCUGCGCCGACUCGGGUGAUGCCAAGCUGGUUAAUGAUCGCCAGGCAGAGGCGGCAGGCGGCGGCGCACCUGUGCCAGGGUCUUCACCGCCCCCACCCCGCCCUUAGGUGUUGGGACCCAAGUGCCUGUCUGCAACCAUCCCUCUGUUCAUGAAAAACAAAGAUGUUGCUGCAGAAGCGGUCACAGGUAGUGGCAAAACACUCGCUUUCAUCAUCCCCAUCCUGGAAAUUCUCCUGAGAAGGGAAGAGAAGUUAAAAAAGAGUCAGGUUGGCGCCAUAAUCAUCACACCCACGCGAGAGCUGGCUGUUCAGAUAGAUGAGGUCCUGUCGCAUUUCACGAAGCCCUUCCCACAGUUCAGCCAGAUUCUCUGGAUCGGAGGCAGGAAUCCUGGAGAGGAUGUUGCGAGGUUUAAGGAGCACGGUGGGAACAUCAUUGUGGCCACCCCAGGCCGCCUGGAGGACAUGUUCCGAAGGAAGGCAGAGGGCCUGGAUCUGGCCAGCUGCGUGAGGUCCCUGGAGGUCCUGGUGUUGGAUGAAGCGGACAGGCUUCUGGAUAUGGGGUUCGAGGCGAGCAUAAACACCAUCUUGGAGUUUUUGCCGAAGCAGAGGAGAACGGGCCUCUUCUCGGCCACUCAGACGCAAGAAGUGGAGAACCUGGUGAGAGCAGGCCUCCGGAACCCUGUGCGCAUCUCGGUGAAGGAGAAGGGCAUGGCGGCCAGCAGCACGCAGAAGACCCCCUCCCGCCUGGAGAACUACUACAUGGUAUGUAAGGCAGAUGAGAAAUUUAAUCAGCUGGUACAUUUUCUUCGAAAUCAUAAGCAGGAAAAACACCUGGUCUUCUUCAGCACGUGCGCCUGCGUGGAGUACUGUGGAAAGGCUCUGGAGGCCCUGGUGAAGGGCGUGAACAUAAUGUGCAUUCACGGAAAGAUGAAGUAUAAGCGCAAUAAGAUCUUCACGGAGUUCCGCAAAUUGCAAAGUGGGAUUUUAGUGUGCACGGACGUGAUGGCCCGAGGAAUAGAUAUUCCUGAAGUAAACUGGGUUUUGCAGUACGACCCUCCCAGCAAUGCCAGCGCCUUCGUGCAUCGCUGUGGCCGCACAGCCCGCAUCGGCCAUGGCGGCAGCGCGCUUGUGUUCCUCCUUCCCAUGGAAGAGUCGUACGUCAAUUUCCUUGCACUUAACCAGAAAUGCCCCCUGCAGGAGAUGAAAGUCCAGAAGAACACAGUAGACCUCCUUCCAAAGCUCAAGUCCAUGGCCCUGGCCGACAGAGCUGUGUUUGAAAAGGGCAUGAAAGCUUUUGUGUCGUACGUCCAGGCUUAUGCAAAGCAUGAGUGUAACCUCAUCUUCAGAUUAAAGGAUCUCGAUUUUGCAAGUCUUGCUCGAGGUUUUGCCCUGCUGAGGAUGCCCAAGAUGCCAGAGCUGAGAGGGAAGCAGUUUCCAGAUUUCGUGCCUGUGGACGUCAGUACAGACACCAUUCCAUUUAAAGAUAAAAUCAGAGAAAAGCAGAGGCAGAAGCUAUUGGAGCAACAAAGAAAAGAGAAAACAGAAAAUGAAGGGAGAAGAAAAUUCAUAAAAAAUAAAGCUUGGUCAAAGCAGAAGGCCAAAAAGGAAAAGAAGAAAAAACUGAAUGAAAAACGGAAAAGGAAAGAGGGUUCUGAUAUCGAAGAUGAGGACAUGGAAGAACUUCUUAAUGACACAAGGCUCUUGAAAAAGUUUAAAAAAGGCAAAAUUACUGAAGAAGAAUUCGAGAAGGGGCUGUUGACAAGUGGCAAAAGAUCAGUCAAGACAGCAGAUUUGGGGAUCUCAGAUUUGGAAGAUGACUGCUGAUUCCUGCCGCUCAGGUGAAAUGCACGAGAGCAACGGGAAUGCCAGGAGCUGCCCUGCGCUCGCAGAUAGCUCACGCCAUGCGUCUACUGAACAGAACUUCAGCAGACGUCCGGGAAGAACCACCUCUCCCAAAACUGUUGUUGCAGACGGGGGAGAUGUGAGGGGUUUCACGCUCAUGAAUAUUUUAUUAAAAA